GCGUCAAAAAGAUCUGCGCCCAGCACCUGCUCUUAUUGAGUAUAAGGGCAUGAAGUUCCUAAUCACCGAUCGACCAUCAGACAUAACAAUUAAUCACUAUAUAAUGGAGCUUAAAAAGAACAAUGUUAACACUGUGGUGCGUGUGUGCGAGCCCAGCUACAAUACCGAUGAGCUGGAGGCCCAAGGCAUUACUGUCAAGGAUCUGGCCUUUGACGACGGCACCUUUCCGCCGCAGCAGGUCGUUGACGAAUGGUUUGAGGUUUUGAAGGACAAUUUUCAAUAUGCUGGCAAUAUGAAAAGCGAGAGACACAUACCAAAAACAGCUCCAAUGACAGCAGCCACAACCCGAGCCAGUCUCUCGGCAGCAGCAACAGCUACAGCUACAGCUACAGCCACAGCUACAGAUACAGAUACAAUGCCCCUAACUGCAAAUGAAACAGAUACAAGCGAAGCAGCAGCAAUUUUUAAUAAUACUGCAUUCGUUGAUAAUGAAACUUGUCGAUACCAGCAGAAUCCUGAGGCUUGCGUUGCCGUGCACUGUGUGGCUGGUCUGGGACGUGCCCCCGUUUUGGUAGCACUUGCACUCAUCGAAUUGGGCUUGAAAUAUGAAGCGGCUGUUGAAAUGAUUAGAGAUAAGCGACGCGGCGCCAUCAAUGCCAAGCAACUGUCAUUUUUGGAAAGAUACAAGCCGAAGGCGCGGCUAAAGCACAAAAAUGGCCACAAAAAUUCAUGUUCUGUGCAAUAGAUUUCCAAAACCAUAUGUAUAUUCCCACCAGAUAAAAAGUGUUCAUUUUUUCAACAAAAAAAAAAAAUAAUAAUAAUAAUUAUAAAAAAAUAUUGAAAAGCAAAAAGGCAAAAAGGCAACCCAAGCUAAAUAAAAACCCAACUGUAAACUCUUUAGUUGCAAAUUCCUCAACCAGUCUAUAAAUGAGAAUUGAUCGCAGCCCAGUUAUUAUAAACGAAUUCUUGUAUUGGCAUCAAAUUGUAUUUAUUGUAUGUAUUAAUUAAUGUAAUUUUAUUUGUUUAAUUUCACAAACCCACAAGCAAAAACACACGCAAUUCUAAUUUGAUUUCACGCCCACACAAUACCCAUAAAAUGGCUGUAGCAGGGCAUUAUAGUGAAAAAGUAACAUUAUUAAUAUCUGUAAUAAUAGAUUAUGUACCUAUCCAAAAAAAAAAAAAAAAAAAAAAA
Molecule: messenger RNA, 1192 nt
Organism: Drosophila virilis
Lineage: Eukaryota; Metazoa; Arthropoda; Insecta; Diptera; Drosophilidae
Source: RefSeq, a predicted model, not a curated record